Messenger RNA from Syzygium oleosum, 4437 nucleotides. Its product is annotated as putative disease resistance RPP13-like protein 1. NCBI's taxonomy places the organism in Eukaryota, Viridiplantae, Streptophyta, Magnoliopsida, Myrtales, Myrtaceae. Gene Ontology annotation, molecular function: ADP binding. Gene Ontology annotation, biological process: defense response to other organism. The coding region runs from base 810 to 4397 and encodes 1195 amino acids. The transcript has a single exon. The record is from RefSeq and is a predicted model, not a curated record.
GAAAUUCAAAUUCAAAUGAGACGAGAUGAAACGCAACGACAGCUUCUUCCGAGAAAGAAAGAAAGCACUCCAGUGCUUGAAAAGUCUUUGGUUCACACCAUCAUUUGAUGCUGUUGUCCUGGAAAUUAGAACUUGUGUUUCCUCUCCGCUCGGUACACUUUGUUUCGAACCAUACGCGCACUCUCGUUUAAUCCUUUGCUGCUCCCGAACCAAGCCAUGCCCAUCGCAGAGCUCUUUCUUGGGGCCUUUCUUCAAGUGCUGUUUGAUAGGUUGGCCUCUCGCGAGCUUCUCAACUUUGCGCGGCGCGAGGGUAUCGAUAAGCUGCUGAAGAAAUGGGGGCAGAGGCUGAUCAGGAUUGACCACGUGCUGGAUGAUGCAGAGGACAGGCAACUGAACGGCGAUCCAGAGGUGAAGUCGUGGCUCGAAGAUCUCAGGAACUUGGCCUACGACAUUGACGACUUGCUUGAUGAGUUCGCCACAAAAUCCGCGAAGAACGAGUCCAAGGCGGAACCCGGUUGUAGCAAGGUGCAAUCUCUUCUUCCGAAUUAUUGCUUCAGAUUUAGCCCCUGUGCAUUUAUGUUCGACUGCAAAAUGAGAUCCAAGAUCGAAGAGAUGGAUCGAAGAUUGCAGGAGAUCAUAACUCUUAAAGAUGAUCUGAGCCUGAGAGAGAAUAAUGGGCAACGAUCAGCAUACAGCCAAUUGGAUAGGCGGCCUCCCACUACGGAUGGGACCGAGCCUUGUUUUGUUAGUAGGGAGGAUGAAAAAAGGCAGAUCCUCCAAUGGCUGACCCGAAUCGAGGACAAUAGAACAUGUGUGGAUCCAGAAGUAAUUGCCAUCGUAGGGAUGGGGGUGUUGGGAAGACGGCUCUAGCUCAGCGAGUCUACCAUGAUGCUAGUCUCACCUAUGAUGAGAAAGCAUGGGCCUGCGUUUCCGAUAAUUUCGAUUUGCUUUCUAUUACAAAGAGUAUCCUGGAGAUGACGAACCGCCAUUUGUCCUGUGAAGGUAAAACCCUGAAUUGGCUUCAAGAUGAGCUCAAGAAAAACCUUUCGGGGAAGAAGUUUCUUGUCGUAUUAGACGAUAUUUGGAAUGAGAAUUAUGACAACUGGACAAUCCUCUUGAAGCCUUUUCAAUCUGGAGAGAAGGGAAGCAAGAUCAUUAUCACGACUCGUCACCUCGACAUUGCUUUAAUGGCCCGUGCUCGACCGAUAACUCUCGAAGUGCUAUCACCAGAUGCUUGUAUGACUUUGUUUGCAUUUCAUGCUCUUGGAGACCGAAAUUUCGAUGGUCGUACCGAUCUUGAAGUAUUAGGCCGGAAAAUAGUAGAAAAAUGCAAAGGUUUGCCAUUAGCCGUGAAGGCAUUGGCCGGGCUGCUACGCGCUAAAGUCAGUCCCCAUGAAUGGGAAGCUGUAUUGAACAGCAAGAUUUGGGAUCUACCAGAAGAAAGAAUUAACAUCCUUCCGGCUUUGAAACUUAGCUACCUCCAUCUCCCUUCCUAUUUGAGGAGAUGUUUCGCUUACUGUGCUAUAUUUCCCCAAGACUAUGAAAUCCAGCGAGACGAGUUGAUUCGCUGGUGGAUUGCAGAGGGCUUGGUUGAGGGAAAAGAAGGAAAGGACCGUUGGAAUGCAGGUUUGAAUUAUUUCGACGAGCUAGUAUCUAGAUCGUUAUUUCAAAAUUCGAGUAGCAGUGAAUUAAGAUUCUUGAUGCAUGAUCUUGUAAAUGACAUGGCAAAGCUAGUGGCGGGUGCAACCCAUUUUAGCUCAGGGGAGCUUGAGUUUGAGCAUGAUCCAAAAAAUUCAUCUUUAGCUCGUCACGCCUCAAUCAUUUCCGGUACUCGCAUUGUGCCGGAAACAUUCAAGAUAUAUCAUGGAAUGAAGGGACUUAGGAGCUUCGUAUCAUUAAGGAAGCCAUCUAGCGAUUUUUCCUUUUUGUCUCAGAAAGUGAUACGUGACUUGUUGCAAGAAUUGAAGUACUUGAGAUUGCUUUCAUUAAGUCACUACUGCAUCAGAGAGGUACCGGAUUGCAUUGGCAAAUUGAGGCACCUAAGGCACCUUAAUCUGUCGUAUACUAAUAUCAAAAUGCUUCCAAAGUCAAUUGUUGCAUUGUACAACCUAGAGGUUUUGAUGUUGCGGGGCUGUAAUGAGCUUAUCAAAUUACCCGAAGAUAUGGAGAAACUGAUCAAUCUGAGAUAUCUCGAUAUUACCGACACUCCGAGCCUAAUAGGGAUGCCACUGAAUAUAGGUAAUUUGGUGGGUCUUGAGAUGUUGUCGAAGUUUGUAGUGGGAACGGAAAAUGGCUCGAGAUUGAAGGAGUUAAAAAAUCUGGAGAACCUUAGAGGGGAAUUAUGCAUCUCUAAUUUGCAUAUGGUUCGAGAAGCCAGAGAUGCCACGGAUGCCAAUUUAUACACGAAGAAGGGAAUAUGCUGGUUAACCAUGCAAUGGUGUCAAGAUUUUGAGAAUUUCCGGGAUGAAGAGCUUGAAGCAAAGGUCCUUGACUUACUUCGCCCUCACCAAAACCUUGAAAUUCUCGAAAUAUUUUUUUAUGGUGGCCUAGAAUUCCCAUCAUGGUUAGGAAGUCCCCCACAUGUUAACAUAGUGCAUUUACGUUUACACGGGUGUCCUAGGGCCAAAACAUUACCAUCACUCGGGCAACUAUCUUUGCUGAAAGAAUUGUACAUCGAAGGUCUAAAUGCAAUAUGCAAGGUUGGAUCUGAAUUUUAUGGAACUAGAAGUCCUUUUAUGUCCUUAAUAACUCUGGAAUUCAAGCACAUGCCAUUAUGGGAGGACUGGUCUCAUUGGGUCGGCAUUGAAGAAGUAGGAGUUUUGUUCCCUCGUCUUGAGCAUCUCGUCAUACAGGAUUGCCCUAUGUUGAUCGGAAGAUUGCCUAGUCAACUAAGCUCCCUCGUAGAGCUUGAAAUCAACUCUUGUCCUCGUAUGGAUGCCUCGCCCUCUAUCACGAGCCUUCCAUCUCUUGAGAAAUUAAAGUUUGGAGGUUGUAAUGAGGGGGUGCUGAAGAGUUUGGUGAACUUGACAUCUCUAACCGCUCUUGUUAUAGAAGAUGUUGCUAACCUAACUUGCUUAAGUCAUGGGUUUACAAGCUCCUUGAUCAAACUGGAGGAGUUGGAGAUGAGAAGUUGUGAAAAGCUAUUGUACUUGUGGCAAGACAUAGAUGUAAUUGGGAAUCUCGCUUGCCUGAAGAGGUUAGUCGUCCGAAAUUGUUCGGAAUUCAUAUAUUUUGGGGCUGGAGAAGGAGAUAUAGAGCUGCCCAUCAAUCUCGAGACUAUCGUAUUGAUAAAUUGCAUCAAUUUAGAGAGGCUCCCAAGCAAAAUGCAUACCCUCUCCUCUCUUAUAAACUUGAUGGUUGGUAACUGUCCAAAACUCGUGUCUUUCCCCGAAACAGGUAUACCAACAUCGGUGAUAUCAUUAUAUGUUAAAGACUGCAAUAUGUUGCAAUCUUUACCCAGAGGAUUAAGUAUUCAUCCGGAUGAACCAAGCAGUGGCAACAGCAGCAAUAGCAAUAACCGCAUUGACAUGACGUCUUGUCUGCAAGAAUUAACAAUUGACGGAUGCAAUUCUCUACCAGCUUCUCUAUUCAGCGAGGGUAGUUUUUUACCUGCGACCCUCAAGACACUUAAGAUUUCUUACUGCAAUGGAGUGGAGUCGCUUGCGGAGAUAAAUGUAGACCGUCUUCAGUCGCUUCGAGAGAUUAGAAUUUGGAAUUGUGAGAAUUUGAGAAGUUUACCUCCGUGCCUGCACGGACUGUCCCAUCUCACUUCCUUGAUAUUGUUCGAGUGUCCUGCACUGGAGCUAGAGUGCUUCCCUCCUCUUCCUCUCAGCAUCUCGAGAUUUUCUCUUUAUAAUUGUCCGAAGAUAAAAUCGUUACCUAAUCAGUUGUAUCAACUUCCAUGUCUCCGUGAAUUCGAAAUUUCAGAGUGUGAGAGUAUUACGCGCUUCCCCCACGGAGGAUUGCCGCCCCAGCUACAGGAACUUGAAGUAACGGAAUGCGGGAAUAUGAAGCAGCCGGUGAGGGAGUGGCUUACCCCCCUCACCUCCCUUCAAUAUCUCCGCAUAGGAGGCGAUGCUGGAGGAGUGGGAGAGGAGAAGGAUCUUCGGCUUCCGCUCCCUUCCUCUCUGCUCCAUCUCUUUAUGCGGAACAUGGGGAAGGUGGAAAGACUGGCCAGCAGUCUCCCUCCCUCUCUCCGUAAGUUAUGGAUCGCUAAUUGCCCGAAGCUGAGGGAGUUGCCCCAGGAUGGCCUCCCUCCCUCCCUAGAAGAUCUCUGGAUCUCUGAAUGUGGGAUUCUGGUGGAGCGAUGCAAGAAAGGGAACGGCUGCUAUUGGCCCCUCAUCCGCGAAAUCCCGAUGGUCGCAUUGACCGGUGACCCAAUCCGGUCAAUUACUUAAAAGGAGGAUUCGGACUCGAAUGCUAUAAUAUGCGGGGAAG